CUGCUUUGUCUUAGUAUUUUUCUCUUAUAAGGAUUAGAAGAUUUGAGUCGGAUUUUGUGUUCUUUCGUAUUAUAGUUAAAAAAUUAUGCUGUGAUCGAUAUGUAGUGAUUAGUUAAUUAUGAUUGAAUUAUAUAAUUUUUACUAAAAAAAUUUUGAAGGAAAAUUAAUUUACAGAUAAAAGUUUUUAUUCUUCUUUUCUUCUCUAAGAUAAACACUAGGUUAGGAAGGAAAUAGAAAUAGAAGCAAUUUUCCAUUUAUUUACAUCAUAAUUUGAUUUAUUUAAAACUAAGAAAGUAAUUUUUUUUUUUUUUAAAAAAAAAAGGAAUAGAAGUAACACAAGAAUUGCCUAGUAUGCUUCAGAAGAAGCAAGAAGCAUCUUUUCAUAUUCACUCGCCAAACCAUCCAGAACCUCUUAGAGAUUUCUUCACUUUUCUCCACAACCUUCUUUAAAUCCUUUCGUCUUUCUUUCAACAUCAUCCAGCAAACCAAACCCACAUCUCUUUCCCUGCUUAUCAACACUGUAAAGCCAAUUGAUCGAGAAAUUAACAAGCUUUAGCAACUAUGGCUUUGGCUCGUCUAGUUCUGAGAAACUUGCUGCAAAAAAGGGUUUCUCCUCCUCCUUUUUCUUUUCUUUUGGGUCAAAAUGGAGAAAGGGGUCUGAGUGGGGUGCAAGGGGUCGAUAAGGUUCUGAGAAGAUCCAUGGUGACUGCUGCUGAUCACCAUGACAAAGAAGAUGACAAAAACACGGCUGUUACAGAGAGGAAAUCUUCUAGUAUGUCUCCCCGGAGGAGAAACAGGAGAGGACUUUGGAGGAGAAAUGACUCUGACUUUGUUCCUGCCCUUUAUGAAUUCUUCCCAUCAGGACUAGGAAAUGCAUUGCUGCAAGCCACCGAGAACAUAAACAGGCUAUUUGAGAACAUGAACUUGUCACCUUCUCAGCUUAUGGGACGCAUAAAAGAGCAAGACGACCGUUACAUUCUGCGGUACGACAUGCCUGGACUUACCAAAGAAGAUGUGAAGAUCACCAUUGAUGAUGGUGUGUUGAGCAUAAAAGGGGAGCACAAGGAGGAAGAAGGGUCAAACGAGGAACAUUGGUCAAGCACUAGCUAUGGUUAUUAUGAUACAAAACUUUCAUUGCCUGAUGAUGCCAAAGCUGAUGAGAUCAAAGCUGAGUUGAAAGAUGGUGUGCUCACUGUUAUGGUCCCAAGAACUGAGAAACCCAAAAAGCAUGUAAAGGAGGUUAUGGUUCACUGAUUCACUGAUAUAACCAGUAAUCUCCUUUUACAUCCAUGCUUCUGUGUCGAGUGUGUUUGUAUUUUAUAUCAAAAUCAGUAAUCAAUAUAUAUGAUAAUAAUGAAUAAGUUUUCUCAA
This is a messenger RNA of Carica papaya (papaya), 1371 nucleotides long. RefSeq names its product HSP20-like chaperones superfamily protein. Gene Ontology annotation, biological process: response to heat. NCBI's taxonomy places the organism in Eukaryota, Viridiplantae, Streptophyta, Magnoliopsida, Brassicales, Caricaceae. The record is from RefSeq and is a predicted model, not a curated record.